GAUUUGUGGCGGCCGACUCCACAGGCUUAGUUAAACUAAACUGCUUGAUCCACGAUAGGGAUCCUGUCCGCUUAUCUGAUAUUAUAACGGUCGAGGUUUCCAAAACGGAUAAUUUCAACAUUCUCAAAAAUAAACUCAAGGAAAAGUCAUUUUUGCUUCGAAAAGUUUUGCAAGAAGGAAUAGUUAUUUACGGGAAGGAUCCUCAUUAUCAACCUCAAAGAAAUGAAGAUUUAAUCAAGAUCUAUAAUAGUAACGGGUUGGACAGCUCAUGGAAGAGCAUGGAUGAUCUAUUAGAUUUGAUCGUUAAUCAUCUCCCAAAAUCUCUUCGUGAUGAACACAUUUACUUUGUAGUAUCCGUGGAUCAUUCGAGGGUUGAAUU
Ambispora leptoticha is the source of this 379-nucleotide messenger RNA. Lineage: Eukaryota; Fungi; Glomeromycota; Glomeromycetes; Archaeosporales; Ambisporaceae. The record is from the annotation of a GenBank genome assembly.